Ipomoea triloba (trilobed morning glory) is the source of this 2426-nucleotide messenger RNA. RefSeq lists its product as uncharacterized. The transcript is spliced from 9 exons. The record is from RefSeq and is a predicted model, not a curated record. NCBI's taxonomy places the organism in Eukaryota, Viridiplantae, Streptophyta, Magnoliopsida, Solanales, Convolvulaceae. Gene Ontology annotation, biological process: phloem development. Bases 54 to 2369 code for a protein of 771 amino acids.
CUAUCCUACAAGUUUAGUAACUGUCAAAAAUCAACCCAAGCUAACCUCAAUCCAUGGCAACUCAACCUAUAUCUCUAUCACAACCAUUGAUUUCACAACCACCAACUGUGACAAACAUGGAGCUUGAUGAUGACGCUGCAAUCGCGGAUCAAGUAAAGGCUACUCAUCAUCAUAAUGCAUAUGGUUAUGGUGCCACCAAUUUGAAUGAAAAUUUUGUUUUGAGCUAUGCCGAAAAUAUUCUCAACUUUAACCACCUGGUUUCUGGAGAAGUUGAAAAAGACAUGUUAAUGCCACAAAAGCGCAUUCACAAGGAACUCUCGUACCAAAUGCUACAGCUUUCUUUUGAGGUAGCGUUUAAGUGUUUGAAUAAUAUUGAUAGUCACUCAGCAACACUCCAUCUGCUAAGCAUGCUAUCCACCUACCCUUGGGACACCAAGGUAGUCAUGAUGCUUGGAGCUUUUUCCUUAAUAUGUGGACAUUAUUUCAUCACUGUUUCUCAACGGCACUGUCGCCCAAAAAAGUUAGCAAACAUGUUCGCAAGUUUCAAGGAAAAUCUAAUUGCUAAUGCACCAUCUUGUCAUAUUGAGAAAUUAGUUGGGGAUAAUGAUUCUAUCAUCAAGUUCAUUAUCGAUCUCGUCAAGUGUGUGAGUGAGCUUAAUCAACCACCAUCUUUCUCUCCACCACAACCGUUACUUUUGGCGACUUAUUGGAUUACCAGGAACAUUCUUACUUGUUCCAAGCGUAUUCUUUAUGUUGAGUCCAAAAAUGAGAUAAUGGAAGAUUCCACUUUAAUUGCCAAAUCCAAAACCAUAAUCUCUGCUUGUUGCCCGUUACUAGAGGCAAAGAGAACAGAGAAAUCUUACGAAGCAUUAUUGCAUGCUUUUAGUAAUUCUCAUAAUAACCUUGAAGUUCUCAAGCUAAUAUUCAAUGUCAAUGAUGUUUAUGAGAACAUAUUUCUGUAUUGUUCGGUUAGACACAUAACAAGUGAUUUUUCCAGUGAACACCCUCUGCCAGGUAAUACAGAACUGGUUCCACUCAUUACAUUAGAAAACAACAGGGUGCUAUUGAUAAUAAUGUCAGACACAAAUCUCUCCGAGGCCGCUUUUUUUUACCAUCACUUGUCCAAGUUCAAAAUCAGCCCUUGGAAUAUUUUGAUUCCAAUAAUAGAUUAUCCUCAAGUUUGGACUGAAGCAAGGAUGCCAUCAGUAAGUAUAAGGAUGGGAUUAAAGUUGUUGGAUCCAUGCAAAAGGGUUACACCUCAAUUCAUUAGAUUUGUGAAGGAGAGAUGUGUUCCGAGUUUUCAAAGUGGUGGGGAACCUAUUGUUAUUUCACUUGACAGUCGUGGAAGAAUUGUUCAUACUAAUGCAUUGCACAUGAUCCUGACGUGGAGAGGAGACCUUGCGUUGGAUACACGCAUUGCUGAUAGUGGAAACAAUUUCAACUCUUUAUUACAAAAAGAGUUGACGGAAAUGACUUUAGGUGUUGGUUCUGUCAUUGAUGAUAUUGAGGAGAGGAAACAUGACUUGGUUAAUCGCAUUAGAAAGAUCAUUAAUGAUUGGAGAUAUGACAUGAAUAUGAGGAUAAAAGAUUCGGAUUCUUCCUAUAAGUACACUAGUAAGAAUGAAGAAAUGCUUUGGGAUAAACAGACAUGGAAUCUUAAAUUUUUGGGUAAUGACACAGGAAUGUUCAGACAUGAUUAUGGCAUACAUAGCUGGAUAGCACUUUGGACCGCAUUCAAAGAUGACUUUUUCUUUUGCGGAGGGAGUGAUGUUAAAUGUAUACAAGAAUUCGCAAUGAAAGUGAAGGAGGUCAAUUCUGAAAUCCAACUGGAUAUCAAAUUUGCAUACAUUGGAAAUAACAAGAAAGCAAAGUCACUUGUGCAUAAUAUGAAUGGUUAUGCACAUAAUCUUGAUAAUGAUGCAGAGUAUUUGUUGUUUUGGACACGACUUCAAAGUGCAUUCCUAUCAAGAAUUAAUUAUUUAAAUAAGAAUGGUCGUAUUGAAGAUGAGGACAAAAUUUUUCUUGGACUCCAAAAGUUACUAGCUUAUGAAGCUAAAAGCACAACAUUUGGAGCAUGGGUUUUGUUAGGCAAAGGGGAAGAAGUCAUAGCAUGUGACUUUGGUGACAGAAUGAUGAGAGUGAUGAAUGCAUACCCAAAAUGGAAGAACAAUAUAGGCAGCAAAGGUUUCAGCCGAGCAUUCAAAGAUUGUUAUGAGAAGCUUGCUUCUUCUCAGGAUCAACAUUCUUGUUGUACUCUUGAAUAUCCAUUAACUUUGGAUAAAAUACCAGAAGAUGUGAAGUGCCCUCAUUGUUCUCACCAUAUGCAUAAAUUUGUAACUUUCACAUGUUCUCAUGAGUGUUACUUAUGAUGAUGACUACUAAUAAAUUCUUAAAGCCCUUUUAUGAUAUUGAAUUAUGUCCGAUCC